Messenger RNA from Spea bombifrons (plains spadefoot toad), 6365 nucleotides. RefSeq names its product B double prime 1, subunit of RNA polymerase III transcription initiation factor IIIB (gene BDP1). NCBI's taxonomy places the organism in Eukaryota, Metazoa, Chordata, Amphibia, Anura, Pelobatidae. The record is from RefSeq and is a predicted model, not a curated record. The transcript is spliced from 37 exons. The coding region runs from base 133 to 6153 and encodes 2006 amino acids. Gene Ontology annotation, cellular component: transcription factor TFIIIB complex. Gene Ontology annotation, molecular function: TFIIIC-class transcription factor complex binding. Gene Ontology annotation, biological process: RNA polymerase III preinitiation complex assembly.
GAUCCAUUCCAUUCGUCCUCGCUGCUUCUGUUUCCCAUGUGAUAGAACCACAGCUCGUGUUGUGCACGGGCUGAGUGAGAGCUCGUUUUUCGGUAUGUAGACCGGGAGAGGCGGCUGAUCUCACCGUACAUUAUGAUCCGCAGACCGAGGCUCAACUUCAGGCCGAACAUCAAGCCGGGAGGUCGAGCACCCGGCCCUUCCACCGGUACUGCGGGAGGAGCGGCACCGGAACGCAAUGGACCCGCAGAUGCCGCUCCCCUCCCUGACCCAGCAGACUCGGGGAAGGAUAAUAGUGCAGGAGGCCUGCCAGUUCCGGACACCCCAGCCGGGGAGGUGACAGCAGCUGCCGCGUCUGACAGGGGAGAGCCCCAGGCUCCGCAGGAGAAAGACCCGGCUAAAGAGAUAUCCAAUUCCACUAAUGAAACCUCAUCGAGUAAAACUACCGUUACGCCAUAUCAGAGAAGAAAGAGAAUCUCUACUUUGCCCAACUUGGCAAAACAAAGGGUUUCCAAUGCUUCCUCCGUCCCUUCAUCACAGAAGGCUUCACCAGUGGAUGUCCCUCCAUCUCAGCCUAUUAAUAUUGUUCCUCCAAACACUGAGGUUUCUCCUCCAAGUGAAAAAACCAAAUUACAGAGCCCUCCGAAAUCACCCACUCCUCGAGGACAGCACCAGGCCCUGCCUGAAAAGAGGACUCCGGUACCUCAGGUACCACAGUUUUCCCCUUACAAGAAGCCUGUCCUUAAGCAGCCGGAGGCAACACCUGUUAAAAUUAUUGAGCCGCUAGCCAAAGAAGAGUUGUGUCCCCUUAAAGAGAGAGCCUCACAGGAGUCUAGUAAAUGGGAUGGAUCUCUGAAUACACCAAAGCCCACUCCUGUGAAAAAGAAAUUUGGCGAUUUGGAGAAAGAAAGAAUUAGAAGAGCCCAGAAACUAAGGGAAUUACUUCGGGAGGAGCUGAGGAGCGAGAGGAGAGCAUGGAGAGCAAAACAUCCUAUUCCAGACCCUAAUGCAGAGCUGGAACGUUCUAAGAUGACAAUGAGAGAUUUUGUACACAUCAUCCCGCUAAAUAAUCCAAUGAAAUCUUCUAUUGAAGAAACAAAAACCAGUGAAAAAUCAAUAACAGGAGAAAGUCAACUCCCCAGACCAGAAACCAAAAGUGUUCCCAGUGAUGAGGACGAUGAUGCAGACGAGGAUGACAGUGGGUUAGUUCCUCGUGUAAAAGUGGCAGAAGAUGGAUCUAUUAUUCUUGAUGAGGAAAGUUUGACAGUGGAAGUGAUCAGACCAAAAGCUGCAAUCGUUGAAGAUAACGACCCGGUUUUUGAGAGAGGUUCCACAACUACAUACUCUAGUUUUAGAAAGAACAGUCACACUAAGCCGUGGUCCAACGCAGAAACAGAAAUGUUCUAUCUUGCCAUUAGCAUGGUUGGAACAGACUUUUCUCUGAUUGGUCAGCUCUUCCCCCACAGGAAGCGGCUAGAGAUCAAGAACAAAUUUAAACGGGAGGAGCGAGCGAAUGGAUGGCGGAUCGACAAAGCGUUUAGAGAAAAGAAAGCAUUUGACUUUGAAUUUUUUGCAACUCUCCUCAAAAAAGCUUUGGAGAAGAAAAAUUCACCAAAAGUUGGAAAAAAGAUUAAAAAACCUCGGAAAAGAAAAGAGAAACAGACUGGCGAUCAGAGUAACGUCUGCAAUGCCGAAACAUCUGCUGUAUCUGAUGGCGAGGGAGCCGAUUGCAGGACAGCCGAGAAGGAGAACGAGGAGUCGCAAACUGUCGCUGAAGUGUCGGUUUCUUCUGACUCGGCCCCGGUUAAAAAAAGACGACAGCGAAAAAAAAAGGACAGCGAAGCUUUGGGUUCUAAUGAAGAAAAGGUUAAAAAACCCAGAAAAAAAGGUAAAUCCAACCAAGGGGGUGAAGAGAAAAGCACGGAAAUUGGUGAAGGGGCACAGAACGAAGAUAGUUUGGCCACUGAGGAAAACCAUGGCGCACACAGCAGUCAAGAGAAAAAGGGGCGAAGACGAAAAAAGAAAGGCGAGCUCAAGAAGCCCGAAGUGGAGCCUCUGUCAGAUUCUGGAUCUGAUAUAACACCGUUAACCAAGAAAGCCAAACGCAAGGGCAAAAAAGUGAUUUGCGAGGAACCAGAGGAGGAUGAGUCCGUUGUCCAUCAUACAGAAGAGACUACUGAUGUAUGUGGUGCAUCGGAUGAGACCGCCAAGUCUGGGGAUGUAACCAUUGACCUCUUCCCUGAGGAAGGUGGGAAUUGGUCAGGAAAUGAAUUUUUAUCCAGCACGCAGAGGGAUAUCUCAAACGCCCAAAGCCAUGAUGUGCCUUCGGCUUCAGAUGUUUCAGUCAUUGAUGAAGCCGUUUUGGUGGAAAAUCAGAGGGAAUCUACUAGUGAGAAAGGGGACCAUGCGAUUUCGGCCAAUGAGUUGCUAGAUGAACGUGCUGUAAGCCAAGAAGAAGGGGCAUUACCCAAACCACCCCCCACUAAAUCCACACCAGUGCCACGGGGAAGAUUUGCAAAACUGAAGCCCGAUUUAAGAAAAGCACCUUCUAGAAAGGAAAGCCAAGAAGAAAUGGAUGUUGAAGGGAAAGAUGAGGCUACUAUGGACACAUCCAGUUUCUCACAAUAUUCUGAAGAAAACCCACCCAUUCUUGGAAACAAUAAAGAUGAACUAGUGGAUGUAAACACGAGCCAAGACAUUUCUGCUUCUGUCCCAGUUCUUAGUCCAUCGCAGAAGGAAUCCGACUCUGUGGUGGGACAGUCACAUGAUGGGGAACACAAUUCUGCCGGAGUUGACUUUGGGCAAGAAGGCUGUCCAAUGAAGGAGGCUUCUAAGGAGAAACCUGUAAGAGGACGCUUGGUGAGGCCCAAACCAAAUAUUGCUAAAGUACCGGUUAGGAGUAAGCCAUUGGAUCAGCCACAUACUAAAGCUUCUGGAAAGGCUUCUGGUGAACCCAAGGAAUUAUCUCAACUUGGCGAAGACGAGGAGGAGAAAGCAAAAGCUGAAGAGAAGCCUACACCUAAGGAUGCAUGCAGGGAACCUCCUAUUAAACCAGCAGUGCUGGCAAGAGGCAGAUUUCAAAAACCAAGACCUAAUAUUUUGAAGUCUACUACAGCUAGACGAGACAACAAGGAGGAAUGUGAUAAUAAAACUGGGGUAAACGCCAGCAACGUCCCAUUGGGUCCCAAAGACAUGGCUGCUUUUGAAAAAAGUGGAAACCAGGCAUCCAACAUUUCCUGUACGGAGGAAAGCUAUGCGCAGAACUCUGCUUCGGUCGUUAAUGAGCAAUCCCAAAGUGUUUGCUGCCCGGAGUCCGAACUGGCAUUGGCAGGAGAGCCCACUGCUGCGAAAGUAGAUGUGAAACAAGAACAACCUUCAGAUCCUUUAGUGGAUGAAGCCACUAAAGAACCCAGCAACAUCCCAGCGGGACCCAAGGGACACUCAUCAAUUUCUGGAAAACAUGAAGACCAAGGGAAGAAAACAUCCGUGUUGAAAGAAAUUUCUGCCCCUGAAAACUCUGAUUCUGUUUGUUCCCCGUGUAAGUCUUCACAGCCAUUGGAAUCCUCGUUAUCACAAGCACGGGAAGCUGAUUCUGUCUCUGGAACCCUCGUUGAAUCGGAUGUUGCCUUAAAGGAUUCUGUGCCUGUCAGUGAAGAGAGACAACCAGACGUCCCGAAACCAGCAGUGUUACCAAGGGGCAGAUUGCAAAGACCAAAACCGAACCUUGGCAGAGCAGCAUUGCGAAAAAAUAAGUGUGCUCCGCAAGAGAGUGCUGUACAAGAGAACACGGGACAAACAGAACAGAGCAUGUCAAAUGCAACCAUGGAUGAAAAAUCCGAGAGUUCAUUAACAAGCAUGUUGCGUGAGGCGUCCACAAACGGUACAGACAUGUCCAUGGGUCAGGAAGUUGAUAAGUCGCAUACCGAAGACGUCCAAGGGAUCCAACAGGAGAAUGGCUCCAAAGUCUCUGGCUUGGUCAAGGACCACAAAGAAGAUUCUGUUAUUGAUACCGUGAUUGGUAAAGAAACAGUUUCUGCUGCUGGACCCAGCACGCAACCUGCAGUAAAACUUGCAAGAGGUAGACUGAAGCCGAAGCCCAAUCUAGCAGCAGCUGGAAGAAAACCAACUGGUAUUCUAAACAAAGAAGCUGCUGGAUUGCCCCAUGACAGGGAAAAUGAAAGACUUUUGUCCAGUAGUUCAGAGUCUCCUCCUGUCGGUAAAAGGAAAGCUGUCGAGUGUGGCGGGGAUGUGUCUCCUAAACGAAUACCACGCUGCAACCUUGUACAGGAACUAGAGUGUAGUUCAGGACAUGUUUCCAUGGGGCACAGAGAGCAGGAGAGUAGUGUAACUGCCAUAGGACAACAGAGUAAUUCAGACAAAGGAGAGCAAGAAAAUAGCCAACGCACAGAGGCAGAGGUGGGUGACACGGAGGAGGACAGAGAGCAGAACACCACGCCCCAGCGGACAAGAUCUGAUAGGCUGUUGAAAAGGCCAUCAUCAUCAAUACCUGUUCCAGCUAAACUUUCUGAUAACCGGGAGAAAGAGAAUAACGCACGUAGUGCCAAGCCCAGCAAAAGCAAGCUCCCAAAAUCCACACUUAAGCCAACCAAAAGAAAGACCAUGUUGGUGAAACUUAGAGCUUCCCAAGAGGAGGAAGAUGAAGAAGAUGAUGCAGAUAUGGUUUUUGAAGAGGAGGAUUAUGAUCUGGCUCCUCAUAUGGUGAACCAAGCUCCAGUGUUUGUUCCCUUUAGCUUGAGGUCACCAAAACCUGUCCAAGCUGAGAUUGAGGAGACCGUAGAAGAGCUUGAAAUCCCGCUGGAUGCUGUAGAUGUGGCGAGUAUCACAGAGGAUGUGUCUGUUCACUCAGAUGAGGAUGAGGAACCCAUGGAUUUGUCUUGCACAGGUUCCGGCGAUGUAUCACAACAUGCAUCAAUUUCUCAGUCAGAGGUGGACAGUGGAGGUACGUCCCCAGUUUCUGAUCCUGGUAUGAAGGACCAUCUAAUUUCUGUCACCGAGAGUGACAUAAAAUCAGGCUGUGAAAUUCAGUCGGACCGUAGCCAUCGAGAGUUUCCCACUGACGGAGAAGCAAAUGGAUCCACGAUACUCAGUUCUAUACCCUGCUCAGUGGAUCUGUCAGAAGACAGUGUUUCUAUACCCGAGGGUCUAAGUGUAUUUGAAGCAACCCAAGAGGAUUUUGGUCAGGUGUCCUCUGUUUCUAAACCAGACUUUAAAGUAGAAAAUGUGUCCCCUGCUGAGGAAACCACCUUUAUUUUGACACUGGUGGAAAUACCGAUAAACCCUGAAUACCCAUAUUCAUGCGAAACAAGUCCUACCGAGUCUCUUCCAGCUCCUGUGGUGAUCAGCACAGGACCUUCACAAUCCACCCCACCACUGAAAAGUGAAAGCAUAGAGGUUCCUGUGUCUUCAGUUCCUGUGUCAUGUGACCCAUGUUUCACCCCAGAUGUUGAGAAUCCAGAGUUCCUCCAAGGUCAGACUUCAAGGAAAAGAACCACAAGUAACUCGAAUGGAAAUGAGGUGGCACCUCCUGCAAAGAAACCGCUGCUGAAGGAGAGGGUCCAGAAUGAAAAGGAACUGAAAUUUAAAGAAACCGCAGAAUCCUCUGGAGAAGGCAAAAUAAAAUCGCUCGUGGACUCUCCUCCGAGACGAGGAGGGGAAACGCUGCCUGAUGCACAGCAAUCUGAUGUGCCUGUCGCCCUCACAGCCCAACAACCCAGUGGAAACCUGGCUCCUAGAACAUCUUUAAAGAGACCUGGAAGAAGACCAUUGGGGUUUUUAGGUUUGGUUUGUACAGAAAAGCAGAAAACUGCUGUUAAGAACAAGAAGAAAAUCCUGCCCAAACCACCAAGUAAAAAGCCAUCCACACGUGCACAGAAAUCCCAGACACCAGCCCCUGUUCCAAGCCAGGACAGUGCCGCAGAUAACAAAGUGCCUUCAAUUGCUAGUAGCCCUGUGACUACUGUUAGUGUGGCUCCCAAGUGUGAAGAGGACAGCAUGCGGGUUUCUCAAGACUCUGAUAACGACGACGAGCAACAAGCAGUAUUGUCCACUUCCCAUGACGUGGUUUUUGAAGAAGAGGCAUCAACAGUGUCUGAAUAUUUCUUCGAUGAUAUCUUUAUGCCAGUUGACGAUGAGUGAAGUCCAGAAAGAAUAGAACAAAUCACAAGGAAUGACUUUCCUUACUUUGCUAAGAGAUUAGAAAAAAAAAAUCUUUAAAACAAAAUGUUGCCUUGGUACCCUCUUCUAGAGUGCUUACGUCUUCUGUGCCUUGUCCUAAAGUGUAUAUUUUUUCCAUAAUGAGGCAUGCUUUGUAUAUGCUUUAUAAAUAGAUUUAUUUAGAGCCCGCCUUA